AUACGCUUUGUAUUUGGGCUACUAUUCAACAUUCCGGGCUGCCUCGUGGCGUCCUCGGCUGACACUGAUGCAGUGGAGUCAACGACGGCGAUCUCGACGUAUAUGCCGCUGAGAGGGCAGAGGGAAGCUGGCAGGGUAGUUGGCUUUGAUGUGAAGGGCAGGAG
Messenger RNA from Perkinsus marinus ATCC 50983, 164 nucleotides. RefSeq lists its product as hypothetical. The transcript has a single exon. Lineage: Eukaryota; Perkinsozoa; Perkinsida; Perkinsidae. The annotation marks the transcript as partial. The record is from RefSeq and is a predicted model, not a curated record.